Molecule: messenger RNA, 1646 nt
Organism: Nematostella vectensis (starlet sea anemone)
Lineage: Eukaryota; Metazoa; Cnidaria; Anthozoa; Actiniaria; Edwardsiidae
Product: probable isocitrate dehydrogenase [NAD] subunit alpha, mitochondrial
Exons: 11
Biological process (GO): isocitrate metabolic process; tricarboxylic acid cycle
Cellular component (GO): mitochondrion
Molecular function (GO): NAD binding; magnesium ion binding; isocitrate dehydrogenase (NAD+) activity
Source: RefSeq, a predicted model, not a curated record
UUUAACUCGUUUUAUCCCAAAAUUUUUAUUUACCAGUCGAAUAAUCGAACAAGACUUGGUUCUCGAUUCUACUCUUCUGAGCCAAGAGCGGUAACAUUGAUACCAGGAGAUGGCAUUGGGCCAGAGAUUUCAAACUCUGUCAAGGAAGUAUUUGCUGCUGCCAAUGUUCCUAUUGUGUGGGAGGAAGUGAGUGUGACCCCAAUUAUCCUUCCCGAUGGCCGCACCACCAUUCCCCCAGCAGCCAUCAACUCAAUGAACAAGAACAAGAUUGGCCUCAAAGGUCCCCUUGAAACAAAGAUUGGAAAAGGACAUGUGUCUCUCAAUCUCACACUAAGAAAGACAUUUGAGCUUUAUGCAAAUGUGCGUCCUUGCCGGUCAAUUGAGGGAUAUCCUACUGCUUACAAUGACGUUAACCUGGUUACCAUCAGGGAAAACACAGAGGGAGAAUACAGUGGCAUUGAGCACGAGGUUGUGAAUGGGGUUGUGCAGAGUAUUAAACUGAUCACCAGGAAGGCAUCAAUGAGGGUGGCUGAGUUUGCAUUCAGCUAUGCCAAGGCCAACAACAGGGGUUCUGUUGUUGCUGUCCACAAGGCAAACAUUAUGCGGCGCUCUGAUGGACUAUUCCUGCAGUGUUGCCGUGAAGUUGCUGAGAAGAACAAGGAUAUAAGAUACAGUGAAAUGUAUCUGGACACUACCUGCCUCAAUAUGGUAAAAGACCCAAGUCAGUUUGAUGUUCUUGUCAUGCCGAAUCUGUAUGGAGACAUUCUCAGUGAUCUCUGCGCUGGGCUUGUUGGCGGCCUAGGUGUCACGCCUAGUGGGAAUAUCGGUGCUGAUAAUGUUGCUAUAUUUGAGUCGGUUCACGGAACAGCACCUGAUAUUGCCAGCCAAGAUAAAGCGAACCCCACGGCCCUGCUGCUCAGUGCGGUCAUGAUGUUACGCCACAUGAAGCUGAAUUCUCACGCCGACGCUGUGGAGAAGGCGGUACUCAAGACCAUCAGCGAGGGAAAGAUGAUAACGGGUGACCUUGGAGGCAAAGCGAGCUGCUCACAGUUCACCCAAGAGAUAUGCCGUCACUUGUAGUUUCUCCCUCUUUACGACUUACCUUUUUUAUCCAUAUCACUCUCAGCAACUAAAAGCAUUUUAUUUGAGUAUUUAUAAAUACCUGAAUACCUGAAAUCAGCUCUUUCUGGCAUAGAAACUUUCUUGUUGAUUCGUAUGCGCCGAAUAGGCUGCUUUUUGUCGUAGUAUUUUGCCAAUAGCCGGAGGGCGUGAUGUCACGUGAUUUCGUGCAAGUAGCAUAUAUCCUACGAUAUUUUCUGUGUCACUGACAUGGGUGGGGCUUAUUUUCAAAUUCAUAAAAUGGCAGCCAGGUUUAGGUUCCGGACAAAGGGGUAACGAAAUUGCGUGACUUUUGUAUUUUUUGCAUUACGUUCAGUAUAAAUUCGUUUAGAAAUUAUCAUUAAAAUUUAUCAGCUUUGUAAAAUAUUCUUUUUGGAGAAGAAGUAACGCAGCCGUUUAUGGUGAAAAAAUAUUUAUGCUUUAAUUCAUGGGUAGUUGUAUCAUGCUUCUUGGCGGUUUUAAAUGAAGAUUACUAUAGAAUAUUACAUUGUGAAUAAUUUCUCAAAUAAUAAAACGAUUAUCUUACA